CAAUCUCUCAGAAACUUACCUCAGGAGUCAAAAAAGACAGAAGAAAAAAAUAAAAAUCCAGUUUUGUAAUUCCACCACUAUCUUCUCUGUCUCUCUCUCUCUCUCUCUCUCUCUCUCUGACAAGGAGCAAAAGAGAAACACUUUCCGACUCGCUUUGUUUCGUGAGAAAGAAUUGUUCAUGGGUUGUUGUCAAUCCUUGUGUCGGGGUGAGAACCCGCUUAGUAAAGAUGGAGCUCAGCCGCUACAACUGUCUCAAAACCACCACGGCGGUGCCACGGCGGCUUCUGGACUCGAUAACGGCGGAAUCGGAGGCGUCGGAGCUGGUGGUGUAGUUGGAGGAGGAGGAGGAGGAGGAGGAGGCAUCCCUUCUUUCUCUGAGUUCUCUUUCGCUGACCUCAAAGCAGCCACCAACAACUUCAGCUCCGACAACAUCGUAUCAGAAAGCGGCGAGAAAGCCCCAAAUCUUGUCUAUAAAGGCCGACUUCAGAACCGUCGCUGGAUCGCCGUCAAGAAGUUCACGAAGAUGGCUUGGCCUGAUCCUAAACAAUUCGCGGAAGAGGCAUGGGGUGUGGGGAAAUUGAGGCAUAAUCGGUUGGCGAAUUUGAUUGGAUAUUGUUGUGACGGAGAUGAAAGGCUUCUUGUUGCUGAGUUCAUGCCUAAUGAUACUCUUGCUAAGCAUUUGUUCCAUUGGGAAAAUCAGACCAUUGAAUGGGCCAUGAGGUUACGAGUAGGAUAUUACAUAGCUGAAGCUUUGGAUUAUUGUAGUACCGAGGGUCGUCCAUUGUACCAUGAUUUAAAUGCUUACAGGGUUCUCUUUGAUGAGGAUGGUGAUCCUCGCCUAUCAUGUUUCGGCUUGAUGAAGAACAGUCGGGAUGGUAAAAGUUAUAGCACAAAUCUAGCGUAUACACCACCUGAAUAUCUAAGAAAUGGAAGAGUGACACCUGAAAGUGUUACUUACAGCUUUGGAACUGUGCUUCUGGAUUUGCUUAGCGGCAAGCACAUCCCUCCAAGCCAUGCACUGGAUAUGAUACGUGGCAAGAAUAUUAAUAUGUUGAUGGAUUCACACCUUGAGGGAAAAUUCUCAACAGAAGAAGCUACCGUAGUUGUCGAGCUCGCCUCUCAAUGUUUGCAAUAUGAGCCUCGAGAGAGACCCAAUACAAAAGAUCUCGUUGCAACACUUGCACCGUUGCAAACUAAAGCAGACGUAAGCGUGACUGAGUUCUUGAAUUUUGUUGAGUUUAUUUUUCUUCUUCUUGUUCUUGAAGUGUUAAAAAAAUUUCGGUUACAGGUUCCUUCUUAUGUAAUGCUUGGAAUAAAGAAGCACGAGGAGGCGCCUUCAACGCCACAGAGGCCACUUUCACCAUUAGGUGAGGCUUGCUCGAGAAUGGAUCUCACAGCUAUUCAUCAGAUUUUGGUCAUGACACAUUACAGAGACGACGAAGGGACAAACGAGUUAUCUUUCCAAGAAUGGACGCAACAGAUGAAAGAUAUGCUUGACGCACGAAAACGCGGUGAUCAAUCUUUCCGCGAGAAAGACUUCAAAACUGCCAUCGACUGUUACUCACAGUUCAUCGACGUUGGAACAAUGGUUUCACCAACUGUAUUUGGUCGGCGAAGUCUAUGCUAUUUACUAUGCGAUCAACCAGACGCAGCACUACGCGACGCGAUGCAAGCGCAAUGCGUGUAUCCUGACUGGCCAACGGCUUUCUACAUGCAGUCAGUGGCAUUAGCGAAGCUGAACAUGAACACAGACGCAGCCGAUAUGUUGAACGAAGCAGCUCAGCUCGAAGAGAAGAGACAACGAGGGGGCAAAGGAUCUUGAUUCUUGAGACACAACCUGUUACAUCUCUGUUGUAAAAUUUGAUGAGGUUCAAGAAAUUCUUGUCAAGAAGAGCCAAAAAAAAAAAAAACGGUAAAAACUAGUCGCUGUGAUUGUUGAUUGGGGUUGUAAUGUAACCAUAGGGAGAGAGAAAAAAAAAAUUGAUGUUUGGUUGUAAUGCAAUACAUGUUGUAAGUUUUUUAAUGGACAAAGUUUCGAAAAAUACAAA
Eutrema salsugineum is the source of this 2048-nucleotide messenger RNA. RefSeq names its product probable serine/threonine-protein kinase At4g35230. The coding region runs from base 179 to 1822 and encodes 547 amino acids. Gene Ontology annotation, biological process: protein phosphorylation; brassinosteroid mediated signaling pathway. Gene Ontology annotation, molecular function: protein binding; ATP binding; protein kinase activity. The record is from RefSeq and is a predicted model, not a curated record. The transcript is spliced from 8 exons. Lineage: Eukaryota; Viridiplantae; Streptophyta; Magnoliopsida; Brassicales; Brassicaceae.